Eutrema salsugineum is the source of this 757-nucleotide messenger RNA. Its product is annotated as transcription factor bHLH75. The coding region runs from base 77 to 757 and encodes 226 amino acids. The transcript has 6 exons. Gene Ontology annotation, cellular component: nucleus. Gene Ontology annotation, molecular function: protein dimerization activity; DNA-binding transcription factor activity. The record is from RefSeq and is a predicted model, not a curated record. NCBI's taxonomy places the organism in Eukaryota, Viridiplantae, Streptophyta, Magnoliopsida, Brassicales, Brassicaceae. Gene Ontology annotation, biological process: regulation of DNA-templated transcription.
AUAAUUGUCUUACAAAAAGAAAGAACAAAGCUCAAAUUAAAAAAAAAAAAUCAUAUUUUAGUUUGUAGUUUCUUUAAUGGCGCGGUUUGAGCCAUAUAACUAUAGCAUUGGUCUUCACCCGUUGUUAGCACAAAUUAACAAAAAUCCAGAGCUAACAAAUUUGGACUCACCAGUUUCUACUCCUUCCAGUUUCAUGCUUUUCUCCAAUGGAGCUUUAGUUGAUGCACACCACAAUGAUUCUCACUUCUCCCCAAAUUUACUGGCGCCCGGCGGUUUAGGAAGAAAAGGAAAAAAAGAAGAGAGUGGGUCAAAGAGAAGAAGAAAGAGGUCGGAGGAGGAAGAAUUCAUGAAUGAAGAUGAUAUUCAGAAGCCAAGAGAUGUAGUUCAUGUCCGGGCUAAGAGGGGUCAAGCUACUGAUAGUCACAGUUUGGCUGAAAGGGUACGAAGAGAGAAGAUAAAUGAAAAGCUGAAAUGCUUACAAGACCUUGUUCCCGGCUGUUACAAGACAAUGGGAAUGGCAGUGAUGCUUGAAGUCAUCAUAGAUUAUGUUCGAUCACUGCAGAAUCAAAUCGAGUUUUUGUCCAUGAAACUCUCAGUGGCCAGUGCGUACUACGACCUUAAUUCUUUGGAUAUUGAGCCAACGGAUAUGUAUCAGGGAGGGAAUAUGUAUGGUGCAGAAGAGAUGGAAAAGAUUUUAAGAGAAAGUGUUGGAACACAGCCUCCUAAUUUCAGUUCAACAUUGCCCUUUGGUCCAUAA